GUUUGCUUGGUGGGGUAGGUUUGGGAAGCUAUGCUCCCCACAAUCUUGAGGUGGGGUAGUAGUUUAUGGUAGAAUUAGCUGGCAGAGCUGGGGAAUCAUCUGAGUUAUUUUCCUCCUGGCUUUUGUUUUCUCUCUGCAGGCAUGGGUUGGAAUUGGAGUCUGUUCCCGCACCUGAUUGUAGCCAGCAUGAUGUGGUUAUUAACUACUCUUCAUUCACCUAUCGAUGCCGCCCAGAAAAAAACGCAGCCGGCGUUCUCAGAAAGCCCCACUGCUAUUCCACCAGCAACCACUGGAGGGCCCCAAACACCGCUGUGGGUCUCCACAGCUUCGCAUCAGCCGCACUAGACAGGUGCCCAGCAAGCCCAUUGACCACAACACCAUCACAUCCUGGGUAUUGCCUCAGUUUGAUACGACAGCACAAAGCUGUUUCCAAGUUUACCGGAAACGUCAUCACCAAGACCAGGCAAGACAUUCAAGUCGAAAAUCUACCACUUCCAAGUUUCCACAGCUAACCUUUGAGAGUCCACAGUCUUCUUCCAGUUCAGUGACAUUGGGGAUCCCCUUAAUCAGGGAGCCUCCCAAGCAAUCAGAAAAGGACAUUUCCAGAACGCCCUUAGUUCCAAUCCUCAGUUCCCAAAGCUAUGGGGAACUGUCAGUACAUACACUUCAAAGCCCACCUUAUGUGUUCAUUCCACCUGACAUCCAGACUCCAGGGUCAUCUUCUGUGAAGGAAACACCCAUUUCCCCAGAUCAGAAGGAAAACAGGCUUCCAGGCUGCGCCCUUCAUACUAGUAUUCCUAAGAGCCCAGAGCCUGGGCCUAUUCUGGUUAAAGACACUCCUCAGGAGAAGUAUGGGAUAAAGGUCACCUGGAGGAGACGGCAGAACCUGUUGGCUUGCCUCAGGAAGAGAGGGAAGCUGAGCAGAAGCCAGUUCCUUGUGAAAAACUGACAUCAGCCUCUCUCUUUAUUAAGAAACUCAAGAAAUUGACUGCUGGUUUUCAUAGAGUUGCUAAAGUCACUCUUCUGGCUUGCAAGAGAGUGUAUCAAUAGAAUAAAAUGGAAAUAACACCCGUAGGAAGAAGAUAUUUUAACUAGAGCCCUAGAGUCAUAAGGGAAUUCAAUUCCCUGAUUUACUUUUUAAAAUAUCUGGUGUCAUAAACAGUUCACUUCAUGUUUUUCUUAUAUUAACUCUUUAAAAUUAAAUUUCUUAUACUAACACAAUACAUGUAAAUAAAUAGUUAAUAGAAAGUUUUAUUUAGAGAACCCUGCAUUUUACUGUCAAUAGUAUACUGCCCUUCCACAAAAGGUCUUUCUUGUUUCCCUCAACUGCUACUCAUUCAUUAAUCUUUUAGUCAUCUCAUUCAAACAAAUUACAUUUACAUUUCUGAGUACCAACUCUGUGUCAGGCUCAAUGCCACUUCCUCUAUGACCGAAUGGACAGAAAAAAAGCAAAUUCAUUGUAACUUUUUAUGGUUGAGUUGCCGCCUCUACAACCUUGGCUCAUCUGUUGAUGGCAAGAUGAGGAAGGGGCAGCAAGCCCUGUUUUAGUGAAUACUGUAGGAUCGAGAGAGGAAGGGGACAGAGAAAAACUAAGUUUGCUUAUGUUUUGACUUUUUGUUCCCAGAUAAAUCCAUAAAUAUUAAAUAAGGUGGGAAAAUGAUUUCCUGUAGUAAUGGUUUAAAUGUAUAUAAAUAAAUGUGGAAAGUUUUCAGGGAAUAUUACUUCCUAUUGUAAAUAAUGCAGAAGGACUCUCUGGUUAACAAAAUGUCUCAAUUGUCCUUUCAUACAAAUAUCAUCUCAUUCAAUCCUAUUUAUUAAGAACCUACUUAAUAAAUGUGUCAGGUCCAGCCUGAGGUUGACCAAGCAGGGAUUAUUCUGCUUAUUUUACAGAUGUGAAUUUGAAGCACAGAGAAUGAAUUGUGUUCAGGGUCAGACAGUGAGUGGAGGCUGACCCAGUGAGUUAAAUGCCCCGCAGUCCUAGCUUAAUGUCAAGUUCUAUGCCUCUUAAAAAAUCAGCUUGUUUUGAAAACUAAUGUAGAACAACUUUGACCUUGGAAUACAAUAAACUAAAGUCAAUGUCUAGUAACUUUUGUCAGGAUAUUCUGUAGGGUCUGUAGAAUAUGUAAGUUGGUGGUGAGAAAGGAGCUGAUAGUUGGGGACAAGAUUUAUUGGAAACGAGGGUACAGAUUUAGAUCCCAUUAUAGAGUAUGGAUGUUUGAAGAUGAUCCAUACGUUGUAGAAAGAGGGAGAAGGAGUAGAUGGAAAAGGUUCUCUGGGUCCUCUGCUUUAGGAAAGUUUGUAGAGCAGGUCUAGGACUGAUCUAAAAACUUGAGCUGGAGUAGGGGAGGCUGAAGGAGGUUUUGUAUGAGACCAGAUAAACUUUAUGAAAGAUCCAUUUAAAUGGGGAUGACUGCUGGAGAGACUUCGUGUGUGGUUGCCCGGAAGGCCUCUGGAAUUAGGAAGGGGCCAGAUUGUGAGAAGCCAGCAGAGGUCUGUAAAUCGUUACAAAACAGACCUCUGGAAGCACUAUGGGUGGUCUCGAGGUACAAAUGGCGGA
Molecule: messenger RNA, 2557 nt
Organism: Trichechus manatus latirostris (Florida manatee)
Lineage: Eukaryota; Metazoa; Chordata; Mammalia; Sirenia; Trichechidae
Gene: RHNO1
Product: RAD9-HUS1-RAD1 interacting nuclear orphan 1
Exons: 2
Coding region: 224-949 (241 amino acids)
Biological process (GO): DNA damage checkpoint signaling; cellular response to ionizing radiation; recombinational repair
Cellular component (GO): chromosome; nucleus
Source: RefSeq, a predicted model, not a curated record